AUGUUGCGCACAAAAUACGCAGCACUUGCUGUGACUCUUCUCGGCGCAGCUCAUGCUUCUCUCUACGCGGAGAGCCCGCUCAACCACACUUGCAUACUAGAAAUUUGCACACAAGACCCGUCCGUCCUCUCAUGUUCGCCCGGCGCCGACCCUUCCAAGGUCGACAGCUGCUGCACCGAGACGUACGGAGGCCUCGUGUUGCUCACACAGUUCUGGUCAACAUGGACGGGACUUGAAGACAAAGGCCAAAAACUGCCUGCUGAUACGUGGACGCUGCACGGCCUGUGGCCGGACUUCUGCAACGGCUCCUACACGCAAUACUGCGACCUCAAGCGUCAAUACGACCCGGUGCCAUCGCCCAACACGACCACCGGCCUCCCCAACGGCACCGUUGUACCCGUGUACACCGGCCCCACAAUCGACACGUUCCUGAAGCCCUUCGGGCGCUAUGACCUGAUCGACUGGAUGAACACGUACUGGAUCAACCAGGGCGCGCCCAACACCGAUUUUUGGGCCCAUGAAUUCAGCAAGCACGCGACCUGCUACUCCACCUUCGACGUCCCCUGCUACGGGCCCAAGUACGUCGAGCACGAGGAUGUGGUGGAUUUCUUCGAGACCACGAUCAAAUACUACAAACGCUACCCGACCUGGGAGUGGCUGAAUGAAGCGGACAUCGUGCCGAGCAAUAAGACCACUUAUUCGCUCGCGGAUAUCGAGAAUGCCUUGACGAAGAAGUCCGGUGCGAAGCCUUAUAUCGGGUGCUCGGGCCCGCGGUAUAAUACUACCGAGGCCGGGCAAGGUAAGAACGAUACGGGCAGGACCGUGGUCAGUGAGGUUUGGUAUUAUAACCAUGUAAGUGCUCUCUGCUGUUCCUUACCCGAUGAUAUCGAAGGUCUAGCACGAACUAAUCGUGGAUCCGGGCAAAAAUAG
This is a messenger RNA of Exophiala aquamarina CBS 119918, 930 nucleotides long. RefSeq lists its product as uncharacterized. Gene Ontology annotation, biological process: RNA catabolic process. Gene Ontology annotation, cellular component: extracellular region. Gene Ontology annotation, molecular function: ribonuclease T2 activity; RNA binding. The coding region runs from base 1 to 930 and encodes 309 amino acids. The record is from RefSeq and is a predicted model, not a curated record. NCBI's taxonomy places the organism in Eukaryota, Fungi, Ascomycota, Eurotiomycetes, Chaetothyriales, Herpotrichiellaceae. The transcript has 2 exons.